Molecule: messenger RNA, 2194 nt
Organism: Cebus imitator (Panamanian white-faced capuchin)
Lineage: Eukaryota; Metazoa; Chordata; Mammalia; Primates; Cebidae
Gene: NEUROD2
Product: neuronal differentiation 2
Exons: 2
Coding region: 389-1537 (382 amino acids)
Biological process (GO): regulation of DNA-templated transcription; nervous system development
Molecular function (GO): protein dimerization activity
Source: RefSeq, a predicted model, not a curated record
AUUUAUUUCCUUUAUUUAUUUAAUUUUUUUUUUUUUUUGGAGUAGAGAGUGACAGAUGGCGGCGGGUCCCGGGGGAGCCGGCUCUCCCCCAGUGCAGACGCAUGCCAAUCACCGUCUCUCAUGUGAUAGCUGCUGCCCGUGACGUGCCAAGCCCAUAUGGCCUGGCAUAGAGGCUGGUACCCCGCCUGGUAGAGAUGCCACACUCGCUCCGCGGUUCGCAUGGCGCUCUGAAGACGCCGGCGCCCGCCGCCUUGAGGAGCCGCUGCCCCCGCUCCCAGAAGAUGGGGGAACAAUGAAAUAAGCGAGAAGAUUCCUCUUCUCCCCCCUCUCUCUCUUGCCCCCUCCCCCCCUCCCCUCCCCUCUCCCCUUGACUCCUCUCCGAGGCACCAUGCUGACCCGCCUGUUCAGCGAGCCCGGCCUCCUCUCGGACGUGCCCAAGUUCGCCAGCUGGGGCGACGGCGAAGACGACGAGCCGAGGAGCGACAAGGGCGACGCGCCGCCACCGCCGCCGCCUGCGCCCGGGCCGGGGGCUCCAGGGCCAGCCCGGGCGGCCAAGCCUGUCUCUCUCCGUGGAGAAGAGGUGCCGGAAGCCACGCUGGCAGAGGUCAAGGAGGAAGGCGAGCUGGGGGGCGAGGAGGAGGAGGAAGAGGAGGAGGAAGAAGGACUGGACGAGGCGGAGGGCGAGCGGCCCAAGAAGCGCGGGCCCAAGAAGCGCAAGAUGACCAAGGCGCGCCUGGAGCGCUCCAAGCUUCGGCGGCAGAAGGCGAACGCGCGGGAGCGCAACCGCAUGCACGACCUGAACGCAGCCCUGGACAACCUGCGCAAGGUGGUGCCCUGCUACUCCAAGACGCAGAAGCUGUCCAAGAUCGAGACGCUGCGCCUAGCCAAGAACUACAUCUGGGCGCUCUCGGAGAUCCUGCGCUCCGGCAAGCGGCCAGACCUAGUGUCCUACGUGCAGACUCUGUGCAAGGGUCUGUCGCAGCCCACCACCAAUCUGGUGGCCGGCUGUCUGCAGCUCAACUCUCGCAACUUCCUCACCGAGCAGGGCGCCGACGGUGCUGGCCGCUUCCACGGCUCGGGCGGCCCGUUCGCCAUGCACCCAUACCCGUAUCCGUGCUCCCGCCUGGCGGGCGCACAGUGCCAGGCGGCCGGCGGCCUGGGCGGUGGCGCGGCGCACGCCCUGCGGACCCACGGCUACUGCGCCGCCUACGAGACGCUGUAUGCGGCGGCAGGCGGUGGCGGCGCGAGCCCGGACUACAACAGUUCCGAGUACGAGGGGCCGCUCAGCCCCCCGCUCUGUCUCAAUGGCAACUUCUCUCUCAAGCAGGACUCGUCGCCCGACCACGAGAAGAGCUACCACUACUCUAUGCACUACUCGGCGCUGCCCGGCUCGCGGCCCACAGGCCACGGGCUAGUCUUCGGCUCGUCGGCUGUGCGCGGGGGCGUCCACUCGGAGAAUCUCUUGUCUUACGAUAUGCACCUUCACCACGACCGGGGCCCCAUGUACGAGGAGCUCAAUGCGUUUUUUCAUAACUGAGACUUCGCGCCGGCUCCCUUCUUUUUCUUUUGGCUUUGCCAGCCCCCCUGUCCCCAGCCCCCAGAGCGCAGGGACACCCCCACCUACCCCAGCGCCGGGCGCCGGGAGCGGGCUGCCGGUCCUGCCGCUCUCCUGGGGCAGUGUGGUCCUCUUACCUGUGGGUGGCCCGUCCCAGGGGCCUCGAUUCCCCCAGGGGACUCGCCUUCUCUCUCCCCGAGGGGUUCCCUCCUCCUCUCUCCCAAGGAGUGCUUCUCCAGGGACCUCUCUCCGGGCGCUCCCAGGAGACACCCCUCCCCCAUUCCCAAUAUCUUCUCUAAGGUUUCCUCCUCCGCCUCCUCCCUGCAGGCCCAAGGCAUUGGUGAGGCGGCAGCUGAGAAGUGGAACGCGUUUUCCCGUCUCAUUAUUAUUAUUUAAAAACAGACACCCAGCUGCCGAGGCAGAAAGGAGCCAGGCGCUCCCUCUUUCUUGAAGAGGGUAGAAGUCAGCGCGCCUAAACCCGGGCCUGGAACGCCCUCACCCCCAACCCCAAGUCUCCGCGUUUUGCGAUUUUAAUUUUGGCGGGAGGGGAAGUGGAUUGAGAGGAAAGAGAGAGGCCAACACAAUUUGUAACUAGAAACCGUUUUUCCCUUUUCCUUUUUUUAAACAAACAAACAUACA